AUGGCACUGAAAGAGGAGAGUCAAGAACUGAAUGAAACAGAAGAGAAAGACCGAAAGGAGAAACAUCAUGACUUCAAAACUGAAGACAAAUCAAUUAGUUACUCAAGUUCUGAAAAGAUUUUCUUACGAAAUAAAGCUACAAAAACACAAACUACAAGCCUUAAUUCCCACAGGAGAAUUCACACUGGAGAGAGCUCUUUCACCUGCCAACAGUGUGGACAAAUUUUCAAUCGAAAAGGAAGCCUUACAGUCCACAUGAAAAUUCACAUGGAAAAGAAGCCAUUAAUAUGCCCUCAGUGUGGAAAGAGAUUUACACAGAAAAAAACCCUUAAUGUCCACAUGAGGAUUCACAUUGGAGAGAGACCUUACACCUGCAAACAGUGUGGGAAGAGUUUCACAGUAAAUGGAGAUCUUAAAAUUCACAUGAGAAUUCACACUGGAGAGAGACCGUUCAUAUGUGUUCAGUGUGGAAAGAGUUUUAAAGAGAAAAAAUCCCUUAAUGUUCACAUGAGGAUUCACACUGGAGAGAGACCGUAUGAAUGUGAUCAGUGUGGAAAGAGUUUCACACACAAAAAAAACCUUAAUGUCCACAUGAGGUUUCACAUUGGAGAGAGACCUUACGCCUGCAAACAGCAAACAGUGAGUUUCACAGUAAAUGGAGAUCUUAAUAAUCACAUGAGAAUUCACACCGGAGAGAGACCGGAGACCGUUUUUCAAUGUGGAAAGAGUUUUAAACAGAAAAAAUGCCAUAAUGUUCACAUGAGAAUUCACACUGGAGAGAAGCCUUACAUCUGUAAUCAGUGUGGAAACUGUUUCAGAUAUAAAGAAAACCUUAAUAAUCACAUGAGGAUUCACUCAGGAGAAAAGCCUUUCAUGUGCCAUCACUGUGGAAAGAGUCUCACAAGUCUCACAAACCUAGAGAUUCACUUAAGAGUUCACACUGGAGAGAGGCCUUUCACCUGCCCUCAGUGUGGAAAGAGUUUCACAAAUAAAGGAAACCUUAAGUGUCACAUGAAAACCCACGCUGGAGAGAAGCUUUUCUCGUGUUAUGAGUGUGAAAUGAGUUUCACUAGCAAACUAACUCUUCAGAAUCACGUAAAAACUCACUCUGGAGAGAGGCCUUUCCCGUGCCACCAAUGUGAAAAGAGCUUCGAUCAUAAAGGACUCCUUAAUAUUCACACGAGGAGUCACACUGGAGAGAAGCCCUUCGUGUGUCCUCAGUGUGGAAAGAGGUUUAUUCAUCGAGGACAUCUUAAUGAUCACUUAAGGAUUCACACCGGAGAGAAGCCUUUCGCAUGCACUCACUGUGGAAAGUGUUUCACACAUCAAGCAAGCCUCUCAUGGCACAUGAGAACUCACACUGAAGAAACUCUUAAGCGCUACAUGAGAAUGCACCCUGAAGGGAAUCCUUUCAAAUGCCAUCAGUGUGGAAAGAGUUUCCUUCAUAGAGGACACCUUAAUGAUCACUUAAGGGUUCACACUGGAGAGAAACCAUUCACAUGCCCUCACUGUGGAAGGAGUUUCAGUCAUAAAGGAUACUUUCAUGUUCACUUAAGGAUUCACACCGGAGAGAAACCGUUCGUGUGCCAUCAGUGUGGAAAGAGCUUCACGCAUAAAGGAAGCCUGAAGUGGCAUAUGAGAAUCCACACUGAAGGACUUUUCACUUGCAAUGAGUGUGGGAAGAGUUUCGCCUAUAAAAGGAAACUUCAGAUUCACAGAAGAAUUCACACCGAAGAGAACCCUUUAACUUGCCUCCAGUGUGGAAAAACAUUCACAUGUAACAAAAAGUUUAAGUGUCACAUGAAAACUCACUCUAAAGUCAAUCCUUACUCAUGCAAUCAAUGUGGAAAGCGUUUCAAUCAAAGAGGACACCUGAAUGAACACAUGAGAACUCACACCGGAGAGAAGCCGUUCACAUGCCAUCUGUGUGGAAAGAGCUUCAGUCAGAAAGGAACCUUUAACAUUCACCUAAGAAUUCACACCGGAGAAAGGCCGUUCACGUGCCAUCAGUGUGGAGAGAGAUUCAGUAAGAAAGGAAACUUGAAUGUUCACCUGAGAUCUCACACUGCCAUCAACCUUGCAUGCCAUCCAAGUGCGCAGAGUUUAAUUCAAAAAGCGCACCUUAAUGAUUUCACAGUAAAUGGAGAUCUUAAAAUUCACAUGAGAAUUCACACUGGAGAGAGACCGUUCAUAUGUGUUCAGUGUGGAAAGAGAGAAAAGCCUUUCAUGUGCCAUCACUGUGGAAAGAGUCUCACAAACAAUGCAAACCUUGAGUCUCACUUGAGAAUUCACACAGGAGAGAAACCUUUCACCUGCAAACAGUGUGGAAAGAGUUUCAGAGUUAAAGGAAACUUGGUGACUCACAUGAGGAUUCACACUGGAGAGAAGCCAUUCACAUGUCUUCAGUGUGACACGAGUUUCACGUAUAACAAAGACCUGAAACAUCAUUUGAAAACUCAUUCUGGGAAGAAAUUGCCGUUUUCCUCAGUGUGA
Messenger RNA from Sinocyclocheilus anshuiensis, 2493 nucleotides. RefSeq names its product oocyte zinc finger protein XlCOF6-like. Lineage: Eukaryota; Metazoa; Chordata; Actinopteri; Cypriniformes; Cyprinidae. Gene Ontology annotation, cellular component: nucleus. The record is from RefSeq and is a predicted model, not a curated record. The coding region runs from base 1 to 2493 and encodes 830 amino acids. Gene Ontology annotation, biological process: regulation of transcription by RNA polymerase II. Gene Ontology annotation, molecular function: DNA-binding transcription factor activity, RNA polymerase II-specific; sequence-specific DNA binding. The transcript has 3 exons.